Messenger RNA from Parasteatoda tepidariorum (common house spider), 1026 nucleotides. RefSeq lists its product as uncharacterized. The record is from RefSeq and is a predicted model, not a curated record. NCBI's taxonomy places the organism in Eukaryota, Metazoa, Arthropoda, Arachnida, Araneae, Theridiidae. Gene Ontology annotation, biological process: DNA replication, removal of RNA primer. Gene Ontology annotation, molecular function: RNA-DNA hybrid ribonuclease activity; nucleic acid binding.
AUGUUGCGUGUUCUCUCAAAAUGGGGAGCGGAUCGCCUAGCACUUUCACGCAUUAAUCAGGCCCUGAUACUUUCACGGCUUGAUUAUGCAUGCGUAGUUUAUGGUACUGCAACCACCUCUAACUUACGAAUCUUGGACACAGUACAUCAUACUGCUUUACGCAUAUGUUCUGGAGCAUUUCGAACUUCCCCGGUUGAAAGCUUAUAUGUUGUUUGCCACCAGAUACCAUUAUAUCUACGUCGCAUCCAGCUGUCUCUUACAUAUUACUUUAGUAUUAUGUCCUCUAAAUCGCAUCCUUUAAGGCAUGAUGUUAUUCCAUCAUGCUUGGAGCGACUUUAUAUUGCUAGACUAUCACACAUUCGCCCACUUCAUGCUCGCACACGCUCACUUAUCCAAUCAUUCGAUAUCUGUGACUUACCAUCACAAUCAGUGGAUCAUUUUCUCAUACCACCAUGGACCAUUUCACCAUACCAAUCUAUUUCCCUUUUCAAGUUACACGAUAAAGCCAACGUUACACCCUGCAUUUUUCAUACACUUUUCACUGCACAUCGUCACCAAUAUUCUCAAUAUAUACCGAUUUAUACAGACGGUUUAAAAUCUGCCGGAUAUGUAGGAUGCGGGGUCAUCAUCGCUGACGAUACAUUUAGCUAUAAAAUCCCAGAUAUUUGCUCCGUCUUCACUGCUGAAGCUGUGGCUAUCCUUAUGGCACUACGUCUAAUUUCCUCACGGCCUACUCGGAAGUAUUGCCUAUACUCCGAUAGUAUGAGCGUUUUGAGCCAACUAGAAAAGUUUCACUGUGAUACUCAUCCAAUUUUAUGUUUCAUCAUUCAUUUGUUAAUCACUCUUCAAAAGAAUGGCUUUGAGAUUCUAUUUUGCUGGGUACCAAGUCAUGUUGGUAUUCUAGGGAACGAACUAGCUGACACAGCUGCACGAUCUGCCACAUCUGUUUUGAAAGUGUCCAUACCUUUUUCUGACAUGAAGCUACAUACUCGAAAGUUGGUAACAUCAUUAUGGCAACAGCAAUGA